CUGGCGUGGGCAGGGGACUGGACACUGGUGUGGGGAUGGGGCCUCCAGUCCCGUCCUGGCUGCAGCCCCUCCAGGACACUCAGCCCCUGGCCGCCUCCUGCUCAGAUGUGCUGGGAAGCUCAGGGUUGGAGUCUGGCCAGGUCUCCAGGGAGUGUCCCAGGAACUGGUGUCCAGGACAAGGGACCACAGAGGCCUCCCCGCAACGGCCAACAAUGUGGGCCCGGCCCUCUGUGUCCCCCGGAUGUGUCCCCCAGCCCUGUGUUCUCAGCAUGCUCGGGAUCCUGCUCCUGCUCACCUCUCUGAGUGCUCACAACACAAGCUGGGACAACCCCUUCUGCACAGAGGGCGUGGUGUCCGUGUCCAGGGGCCGGCAGGCAGUGAUGGCCUGCAACAUCUCCAACGCCUUCUCCCACAUCACGGUCCGGCUGCGCACCCACGGGAAGGACUGGACCAUCUUCAGUGAGAAGGCCCCAGGGCGCUUCUCCAGGGCUGGCUGGCAGCUCCAGGUGCAAGGCGGCCAGGCCCAGCUGGUGAUCGCAGCCGCCCAGGACGCCCACGCGGGGCUCUACCUGUGGCGUCUGCAAGGGCUCCAGAGAAACUACAAAGUCACAUCCCUGAACGUGUCAGCAGAGCCUCAAGACCUGGACGAGGCAGCCGGCCUGGGGCCUUCCAGGCCUCCCUGGGAUGCUGCAAGCCAGGUCCUCGGCUCAGAGACUCUGCAAGCCAGGUCCCAGGCCACACCCCAGUCCAUGGUGGGAGUCCUGGUUGCUGUCCUUCUCUUGAUCCUGGUGGUGGGUGCCCUCGGAUGGUGCUGACACCAGUGUUCUCUGAAGUUUGUGCAGGUGGAGCCCAUCAGAGCGCACCUGGAGCGGGAUCUCAGCUCCUCCAGCCCCACAGUGAGAAAAGCAGGUCCUGCACAGUCCUCUCCGUCACUCCACCCAGACAGAGACCCACCCAGUGGUCUCCAGCCCCUCUGUGCUGCCUCUCCUCUGCUCUCAAACUGCACAGCCCUUGAUUGACAGGAUCUGCCCCAUCUCUGCCUCUUAUCAAGGGGGGGCUUGGGCUCCUCUCUUGCUGCUGAGGCCCCUGCACUCCAGGGUUUUCCCACUCCCUGAGAGACCCCAGGACAAGCCAUAGGACCUCCAGCUUUGGAGGUGGACCAUGGGCACACGCCUGUCUUGACUAAGAGCAGAAACAAGUGUUGUGGACCCUGCAGUCAGGGCUCCAGGGACCUAGACGGGGGAUUCCAGGUCUUUGGUGCCAGGCUGCCUGCAUACCUGGACCAGCUGCAGGAGCCCUUGGAAAGGAGGUGGGAGAUGGGACAGGUACCUGCAGGUGCCCCUGGGGAGUACUGCUGGCCCCUCAGCUUCCCUAGGCCUCUGCUGGGGGUAUCCCUGCCUCAAGACCACCACACCGGCUGCUUUUAAAAGCCUCCAACAUGCUAACCCUUAAACAAAUAUAAUAAACCAAUUAACAAGCCACCAAGUCUGCUGGGAAAUACAGCUGUUCUCAUAUCAACCCAUGCAGACUUGCCAGGAGCUGUUGGGUUCCGAUGGCUGUUAGUGAAGGCCUUGCUCCUGCGGAGCCCCCAGGCCCAGGGGGACCCUGCCUGGGGUCGAGCCCCCAGAGCCAGCGGCCACAGAGUCCCAGUGAGAACUGGAAUCACAAGUGUCCCUCGGCCAGCCCAGCCAGCUGCAUCUACAAAUGGGCAUUUGCUGGCUCUCUGUUCCUAUCAUGGUAGCAUUUCUAUAGGACAGGGACAGCAGGUGAGCUGUCUUCCCAGUUUGGGCCAAACUGUGAUUAAGUUCAUUUUCCCUUUUUAUAUUUAUGCUCUCUUCUUUCGUUUUUAUUCCCAGUUUUGGGGGCUGAACCCCAGGCCUUGUGCAUGCUAGACACACGCUGACCUGGAUCCCAGUCCCUCUUCGCUCAUUUCUGCCUGGGCCUGGGAACAGCUCACCUCUGGUGUUCCAGUGCCCUCUGCUGGUGAAUUGGCUCCACCGCACCCAGGUCUUCAGAGGGUCCAGGGACUGCAGAGAACUGUCCCCUGCCCCGCAGCCGCGGGCCCCACGUGUUUUGGGACUCUCCUCUACUGCCCUGCCCCUUCUGGCAAAUGGAAAAAUGAGUUUUUAGGAAUGUUCGGGCUCAAAGUUUGUUUGACCCCUGGCAAUUCCUCUCUGCAGGGCACACUGACCCUCCUCCCUUCCCUGGGCUUUGGGCCUUUUUGGUCAAUUCGGGUUCUUCUUGAACUGAUUUGGGACUCUCGAGCUGUUUGUCUGGUAGGGAAAUUUGACCCCGUCUUUGGGGCUCGACUUUGAACCAGCUCAGGCUGCCGUUGGUUUUAUCACCAGAUAAACAUCCCAUCAGGCCCUGAGAAUCGAUCUGUUUUGCUCACCAGCAUUGUGUCCCAGUCUAGACUUCCACCUCACUAGCCACACAGACUUGGGGACCUCGUCGAUGACAGCUGCUGCUGCUGCAAAGCCAGGGGCAGAGGGGAACCCCGCAAUCCUGGCUCCAGGCACAGAGGGACCUGCACCUGCCAGUCUCCCCAGACUACAGCUGGCUUGUGUGAAAUGCAGCCCCGGUAAAACUCCCAGCACCUCUGUCUCUGUCUAGUCGUCGUCUUCCUCCUCCUCCUCCUCCUCCUCCUCCUCCUCUUCUUCUUUGGGUGGUGCUGGGGAUUGAACCCAGGGCCUUGUGCAUUCAAGGCAAGCACUCUACUAACUGAGCUAUACCCCCAGUACUGUCUGGUCCACUUCUGACCCGUUUGGAAAAGGAUCCUAUAAGGACUGAAAGAGCGACCCCUCCUCUCUGGGGCAAGCCCAGCCCCCUCCCAAGAAAUCAUGAACGACCCUCCUGCUCUCUAACUAAAAUCCCUCUUCCUCCCCUUCCUUGGUCUUUUUGGGGUACUGGGGAUUGAACCUGUCACAGGAAAGGGUAUCUGAAGAAGGAUAUGAGGAGCUCCCAGAGAGAAGGGGUGCCAGUGGGUCUUGGCUUAUGUGCCAGGCAAGAACACCAGGCCCACCAGGUGGAGGCAUAGGCUUACUGAGGAAAGCAGACACGUUCCAGGGAGGAGCGGGCAUCUCCAGAGGGAGAGAGGGCAGCCUGCCAGCCUGGUGCUGACUUGUGGGCACAGAACUGGACAGAGCUGGAGCCAGAGCCCAGGGCGUGACUUCAGCCAGUCCUCCCUCUGCUUCCAUGUUGCCCCAUUUACCUUUGGAGACGAGGGCUGGGACCAAGGGCACCAUGGUAGCCUCUUGCUGAGGAGUUGCACCUGCUCCUGGGUCUUCUUCUGAGACUCAGCAUUUAUCCCUUUAUUCCCAAAUUCCUAUCUUAAACCCAGGGGUCCUCUACCACAGAGCCACAUACCCUUUUGAUUUUUUGAAAUGGGUUAGCCUCAAAAAUGCAACGUCCUGCCUCAGCCUCCCAAGUCACUGGGAUCACAGGCCUGCGUCACUUAUUCUAGGACAGGGUCCAGACGGAUGGCAGAGUCAGAGUACCGUGCACCCGGGCAGGAGAAACCAGGAUCAGAGAGUCAGAGGAUGCCCAGAAUUUCCCGGGCAAGCCUCCUGACCAGCAGUGACCAGAUAACAGGGUCAGCGCUCUUCUAUGUCCAGUCUUGGGGACACGCUUCUCCUUUCAUGGGUCUCGGGUGAGGGGGUGUUUCAUUCGAUAGUCUAGUGCACUUGAUAAGCUCUUGGGGAUGGCACCAGAAGGCCUAAGAAGUGGCAUCUCCAAAUCAACAAGGGAACUGCAGUUUGAAAUGUCAGGGUGCUGCCGGAAAUCAGACACACGCUCUAGCGUCACUUGGAAAGGCACCCACCAGUCUGACCAGCAGCCCACCUGGGUAGCGGUCUACCUGCUAUCCCUAGCACAGCGCUGGCCCUGGCUCUGACGGGAGGAGCUGGGGCCACAGUCUGCGUGACUGGAAGAUGAGGACAAAGGGAGAUUCUGGCUGGGGCUGCGGAGGUAGCUGCGCAGCCCAGCUGUGGACUGGGGCUGUACAUGCAGGGGGCUCAGCAUGGUUCCACCUAACCACAGUGUGAGACAAGACAGGUCACAGCAAACAGGCUUUUGUUACACACUGGGAAGCUCAGACUCUAGUGGCAGGCCAGACCUGGCUGCGAAGUGGAAUUAGAGACAUCAUGGUAAGAGACCAGGGCCCGGGCAAGGGUCAGCGCCCUCCCCGCUCAGCCUUCCUCCAGGAAGCCUCCUUAACCAUGGGUCCCUACCUUUGGGUUGUCGAUAACUGCCCUCCUCUGAAAAGAGCCGCCGCUUCUUUGUUCUGUAAGCAUCUCUAUGUCAGAGACCCUGCACAGGCCCCAGCUGCACAGACUGGGAAGUUUUUUAAAAAGAGGAAAAAUCCCCAAUGAUAGGAUAGGUCUAAGAUGAUGUUAAAUAACCUAUAAAUGUUGUGAGAGACUGUGCAUCAGGGCUCAGAAUUUGGAGUUUUUGUUUUCCUCUGGGCCUGCUGGUGUGUAAUAAAGUUCUCCUUUCUGAGUGCUGCUGGCUGCUUCUCGACCAGCCUUUCCCACAACAAGACCACAGGUUUAAGUCGACAGAAAAGAGAACAGAGAUCUUACCUUACAGGGCCCUCUGUUCUCCCUGAUGGGCGGAUGCACAGCCUCUGGGACGGGAGUGUUUCUCCUUUGCUCACACACAAUAAAGCUUUUUCCUUUAUUUUUUUUCUGAAAAACUGUUUCUUCACUAGUGGAUUGGCAUCGGCACGAGGACCAAGUUGUGGGAGCGAUUUGACCUCAGCACUUACACUAAAACAGAGGUGCUUGUGGCAAACCACUGCUUUACAAUCGGGGUGUGGGCACAGCCCCUCUCCACUCUUGCAGGAUGUGGAAAAUAACAACCUGCAGGGAGAAAGGAGAACAGUAGGCCCCAGGGAACUUCCCUUAUCUACAGCUGUUGCCCUACAUGCCCUCCAUGCCUCGCCCUAAAUGAGCCCACCACCAGCUGCCAACAAAAUUCCUGCUAUGACCUGGCCCUGCUACACCUAUAAACCCAGACCCUUGUAGCCCGUCGCCAUUUUCCCCUUGAAUGCAGCAUCCCUGAUCCGUGGAGGUCUGCCUGCCUUUAUUUUUCUUUUUGUGUUCUCUUUCACUCGCUUUCAUUUGGUGCCAAAACCCAGGAUGGACUUUGGGGCACUCUACCCCUCUCCAUGCUAAUGGGCCUCUACUGCUUUUCCAUAUUUCCUCCCAUUUCUCUCUCUCUGCACGUUAUACUCAAAGAAGGAGGCCCUUCACACUCUCCAGGUCCUCUGCAGCUCAGCGGUGGCUGAUAACAACCCGAAACCGACCCCAGUCCUGGGACCUGUGUCGGGUCCUUUGUUGGUGUUGGGGGCCUCCUCCUUCUAACCCUAGCUGCUUCAAUUCCUUUCUUCUCUGUGUAUUCAGACCUCCAGAUUACAGGCUGCUUUCUGCCAUUUUGUCCCCACAUAAAACACCAGUCUUCUCAUUCUUCAGGGAGGUCAGGUCCCUUGCUGUAUCUUGCAGAAGCACCCUGCCCAAGACCCUGGCCUGUUGGCUCAUCUGGACCCUGGAGGUCUGCCACCAUUGGGAUUGCAGGAGGGGACACCCUCUCAUUUUCUGGUGGACAGGAGACAUCAAGGGACACUCUGAUCUCAACUGCCACUGGGGCAAACCUGUCCAACAUGGGCCUAGCCCAUGCAUCCCACAGGACUAACCCAAAGGUUGUCUCGUUAAAAUCUCAAAAUUAGGACUGGAGCUGGAACUCAGUGGUGGAGCACUUGCCUCCCACAUGUGAGGCACUGAGUUUGAUCCUCAGCACCACAAAAAAAUUAAUUAAUUAAUUAAUUAAAGAUAUUUUUUAAAAAUUCAAAGCCCUCCACCUCCAAUCUGACCUCAAAAGCAAAUGCCUUACUAGACUGAGUACACUGACCUGACCAGAAUCUAAAUUAGACAACCUAGUCAAUGACCACACCUGAAGAGACUGAUUUUACAAAAGAAGACAUGGUUAAAAUGCUCUGUGCAGGUUUUGCCUCUUAAGCUUGGAACAGCAUCUUCGCUCACUUAGCUUCUGCCAGAUCUCUGUCUCACCAAGGCUUGCACGGAAACGUAAAUUGCAGAGGACUGCAGGGCUUGCAGGGAACUGAUUUGGGACUAAGGAAAAAAAGGGUCACUUUUAAAUCCAAGUCGCUUGUGGGUGGCUAUCUGACCACCCUGCCUUCUUAAGAAGUUCCUCCCUGAGCACUGCAACACAGGAGGGAAUGAUGGUCAAGUCGUCUUUACCCUGAGAAUCUUUACCUACAAAUUUCAGG
This is a messenger RNA of Sciurus carolinensis (gray squirrel), 6286 nucleotides long. RefSeq names its product secreted and transmembrane protein 1A-like. Gene Ontology annotation, molecular function: cytokine activity. The record is from RefSeq and is a predicted model, not a curated record. Bases 36 to 815 code for a protein of 259 amino acids. Gene Ontology annotation, biological process: immune response. The transcript is spliced from 6 exons. NCBI's taxonomy places the organism in Eukaryota, Metazoa, Chordata, Mammalia, Rodentia, Sciuridae.